GUGCUAGCUCUUCUUCUAAACAGUUCAGUUAUGUUUCAUCUCUUUCAGACAUACAAGACACAGAUGUCAAUUCUAUUCCAGUUUGUUUGCUUCUGUUUGAUUGUAAUGGUUGGCUAGAAGAAGGAGUAAAGAGGAAUGGGGUUUAUUUUGUAAAAUAGAAAAAACAGUGGAAGAGAUUAGUUCUAUUGGUAUUCAGUUUGAUUAUAUUGUUCCUUCAAUGGAUAAUUUAGAGUGCCUGAGUGACGUUAACAUAGCCAGUAAGAAACUGUUCCUGAUACAAGGAGACAGACCUCAACUGCUAAACUGGGAGAGGUAUGGGCUAAGAAUUGGAGUAUCUGGAGGAAGCCUAUCAUCCACAGAGACAGGUGAGGUAGCCGUGGUCGCUCUUGUAGGAGGACAGUUUGUGUUUCCUAAGAACACGGUACUCGUUAGUGCUGUGUAUGCAGUCUCCAUUUCUAGACCUCUCCUCAAAGCGACAAACGCUGUGUCUACAGUCCCGGAUCUGGGAUUCAAGGAAUCAGGCUUAUUCUACCGGAUCCAGGAGGAAUCUUUCAUUAGAAUUGAUCCCGGAUCCAGGAUUCAAAGAUUCAGUCUUAUUCUACCGGAUCAGGAGUGAUUUUUUCAUCAGUAAUGAUUCUGGACUCCUUUUUGACUCUGGAACACUGCAUGCUGAUUGCAUGAGAUCACUGAGCUAAAAAGUUUGACCUUUAUUUGUUAUUAUCAUCAUCAGUAUUAUUACAGUUACUAUCCUUAUAAGUCUUUGUGGUGUAGUGUUUUCAUUUUAAAGUUAUCAUGUAUUAUUAAUAUUAAAUUAGUAGUUACUUUUUAUUAUUUUUUGUGUGCAUUUAAUGAUGUGUGUUGGAUGAUAAUUUGGU
Amphimedon queenslandica is the source of this 875-nucleotide messenger RNA. RefSeq lists its product as uncharacterized. The transcript has 3 exons. The record is from RefSeq and is a predicted model, not a curated record. Bases 218 to 616 code for a protein of 132 amino acids. Lineage: Eukaryota; Metazoa; Porifera; Demospongiae; Haplosclerida; Niphatidae.